CUUAUAUGUGAGGGGGACAGAUUUUGGGCGAAAAAUACGCAAGACCAUCUUAAGAUCUUAAAAUCAGCCGACCUUCCUGCGAUCGCGAAGUACGUCCGAAGAUCGUAUAUAAUGUGAGGGGGGUGUAAGUGCACGAAAGUACGACUGUGCUCUGACGCGUCGAUCACGAACUGGAUUGAGAUGACUUAAUUUUCCUUUGAUAGGCCAACGUUACAUUUGGAAACCUGGGCCCGGUCGUGCUGUUUGCGGAAACGAAAAUAGAAAUGUAUACGUAAGAAUGCAUACAAAUAAUUCCCACUACUAUCCUCUUCACAUCUUGUGUAGCUUGGUGUCUAUUAUGUCAUACCUUUCGUUCCCGAAAGCUUCGAAUCACGGGCUCUCACCAGAGGGCUCUCAACAUGCAAUCCCGCACGGCCGCGCACGAUGUCGCUGGCUACUAUAUGACUAUAUUUACAUAUAUUAACAAUAUAUCAAUAUUACACUAUUACCAACUGUUACAUACGUAUGGGCUGUUUAAAUGUAAUUGAGUUUGUGGCUCGUCCGCGUUUGCCGCCCAUUUCUUCUAUGUUAAGAUAUGUGGCAACUCUCACAAUGCAAAAUAACGUUUAUAGGUAAAUACAUAGAAGACUGAUUUGUCGUUAUGAUGCAAAAGAUUCUGAACCUACGACUGCCCUUGCCUGAUUGUAACAUGAUACUUAGUAGAUAAAGUUUUAAGAUUUUAUUUUUACGCUUUUGUUUGUUUUUAAAGUCAUGUUAUUAAAGCUUUGGUAAAACGACCGUACGGGCGUUCACCCCAAGAAAUACCUGCGUUUCUAUAGAGACCGCAUUACGGACGGGUACCGGAUUGGAAAUGUGACGUAGGGUAAGAGAAUCAAGGCACAAAUUCACGCCGACCGAACAAACAUCGUAAUUCAACUUAUACAUGCGCAAAGCUCAUGUAAUUUUCUACACAGUGUCCAUCUCGCUGUUGUGCACAGUAAAAUAACUACAUGUACUGCUUUUUCAAGUACCGCGGCUCUCUAUUUUAUACCCGAACAAUUACUGAGGACGGGGGUCGUCCAUGAAUACUGUGUUAUGCGACAUUACACCUUGACGUCAGUUCAAGACGCCCCUCGCCACAACACCGCCCAAGGCCUGGUGUGCCCCGUGCUGAGUUUACCAAGUCAAACUAACCGUUAAUGGGCCAGUUUGGAGAGUUUGUGGCACACGCCGCUGGAGUGAUGGGUGUGGUGUUCGCUCAUUGAAAUUGACGUACGUUACUGAUAUGUCUUGUGGUUACAAAUAAAGGUUGCAAAGUCAAGAUAAUGCCUUAGUAAUGGACCUGUUUGGAAAGUUUGUGGCACACGUCGCUAGAGUCACAGGUGUGGCGUUCGCUCAUUGUAAUGACCUGGUCUGCCCUGUGCCAAGAUUACAAAGUCAGGUUAAUGGGCCAGUUUGGAAAGAUUGUGCCACAAGCCGACAGAGCUAAGGAUAUGGCGUUGACACAGUGAUGUCUACCGAGGUCCAUACCAAUCAGAACUCUGUAUCCUCGCACCUAAGACCCUUGUCCUUCAGAAAUAGCACGCAGAGCAAACCUAACACGUACCACAGUCUGACUCGCCUCUACAGACGGCAAAGAUGUGUCCGUUUCUGCUCUUCAUCGCGGCUGUAACUGUCUGUCCGGCUUCAACACAAGGCCAACAGUACCGGUACCUCACUACACAGGACAAUUGGGCCUUUUAUCAGGUCCUUUCGAUCGGCCAGAUGACCAAUAUCAACGUGAGGGCCACGUGUUUGGCGGCGGGGAUGAGGUAUACAUGCCACUCCGUAGGUACGGUGGGGUGUGAGUACUACUGGGAACCCAGCUGCAUCGCGUACGACACUGCUGGGAUCCACUGUGACACUCACUGGGUCCUCGCCAAUAAUCUGUGUGGACCUGGAACAGAUCCUCGGCAUUGUCAGCCCCUUGACGACACCUUUGUGUACAUCCCUGGCUGGCAGGUUGACGGUAGUGCUUGCGGAGUGGACUAUGAGACUGCAACCAUGUGCGUAGAGGGAGCAAACUACUACAACAUGUACGCCCUGUGUAUACUCCCUACUUGUGCGAGAUACAAUCCAUGUGUACACGGAACCUGCAUGGAGGCUUUCGGGGGCUACACCUGUACGUGUGAAAACGGAUGGGAAGGAACCAACUGUGAUAGAAACGUCAAUGAGUGCGCGCCCUCCCCCUGUCUCCACGGCACCUGUACCGACGGUGUGGCGAGCUACACCUGUAGCUGUGAGAACGGCUGGAUGGGACACCGCUGUGAUCAAAGCAUCGAUGAUUGCGCGCCCUCCCCCUGUGUACACGGAGUCUGCACUGACCAGGUGGCGAGCUACUCCUGCUACUGUGAGAACGGCUGGACAGGACACAACUGUGAUCAAGACAUCGAUGAGUGCGCGUCCUCCCCCUGUGUACACGGAACAUGUACCGAUGGUGUGGCGAGCUACACCUGCAGCUGUGAGAACGGCUGGACGGGACACAACUGUGACCAAGACAUCGACGAGUGUGCGAGCAGCCCUUGUUGGCUGGGAGGGACCUGCCUGGAUCACGUGAACGGCUACAGCUGUGUCUGUCCGAAGGGUACUACCGGCAACAUCUGUGACACUGUAUCUUUUGCGGGGGAUUGCUACCAGUUCUCGACAUCAGCUCUUACCCAUCAAGACGCGACCCAGGCCUGCAGAGUCAUCGGCGGCCGUAUGGUGGAUGUGAGAGACCAGCAGCAGCAUCAGUUCCUGGCUGACACCAUCGCGGCCACCACUGGCGAAUCUCACUGGCUGGCCAUGAAAACCGCACCGUUGUCUAUUGUCUACAGUGAUGGAACUCCUGUUUCAGGCGGUGCUGUCGCGUGGUCAGCAGGCGAACCUUGGUACCCGGUGAUUGACCUGUGCGUUCUCCUGGACAGCUCCGAUAGCUACAAGGCGAAGACAGCACUCUGCACGGAGCAACACAAUUACGUCUGCCAGUCUGACAACGUACCCUGUGUGCCCAACGUUUGCCAGAAUGGCGGCAACUGCAGCUCCUGCUUCGGUGGCACCGACACUUUCUGUGACUGCCUUGAUGGAUUCGAAGGAAGCCUCUGUGAAAUAAAAAUAGACUUGUGUGCCCUGGUAGCCUGCCCAUUCGACUGGACAUGCGUGAGCUUGCUGGACCACCUCAACUGCCUGGCUCCGACAGUCCGCAUUUCGGAGUCCUACAGGUGCAGCAGCGCCUCCUGUCCGGGUGACAUGUACUGCAAGGAAGAGGGUGGCGCCUCGUUCUCGUGUUGGCUUAACUGACGCAGCCGGCAUCA
Messenger RNA from Branchiostoma floridae (Florida lancelet), 3311 nucleotides. RefSeq names its product fibropellin-1-like. The record is from RefSeq and is a predicted model, not a curated record. The transcript has 12 exons. NCBI's taxonomy places the organism in Eukaryota, Metazoa, Chordata, Leptocardii, Amphioxiformes, Branchiostomatidae. Bases 1618 to 3297 code for a protein of 559 amino acids. Gene Ontology annotation, molecular function: calcium ion binding.